Molecule: messenger RNA, 2932 nt
Organism: Ruditapes philippinarum (Manila clam)
Lineage: Eukaryota; Metazoa; Mollusca; Bivalvia; Venerida; Veneridae
Exons: 18
Coding region: 115-1779 (554 amino acids)
Source: RefSeq, a predicted model, not a curated record
CAUUAAAAUUUUCACUUACAACUAGACUUACUAAAGUGUAGUUUCAGGUUCUGCAAUUUCAAGAGCGCAGUGAAAUAACUUGAAUCUUUAACUUUGGGAGAAAAGUCAACAGACAUGGAAAAACUUUUCAUAAAAUUAUUACUAGUUGGCAUCAUACAUGUGUAUACAUGUAAUGGACAAAAUCAUUUCAAUCCCCUCGUUGGAAAUCCAAAAUCAGAUAUAGUUCUUGUUGAGCAGUCGCCUGGAAAUGACCGUGAGUUGUUCCCAGAUACAUAUUCUAUAUGGUUUUACCACGAGAAUGAACCAAUUUACAUCGACUUGUCACGUGAUGAUUCUAUGACGGAAUCGCUGAAUCCUUCUUUGUUUCAAGCUUCAAAAUUCCUGCCAAAUGAGCUGAUGACCGAGAAAAAUAUAAACGAAUUUGCCUAUUACCACAACAACCAAGCACUUGACUCGGAUAAAAGAGCACAUUUUGUUUUACACAGACCGGAUAUUACCCGCCCAGCAAAUGUCUAUGGUCAACUUAACCAUGAAGGAUACAUGUACAUCCUUCAAUCCACUGGAAACAACAAUCAGCACAGAAUACGGAGAGAAAUAAGCUUGGCUGAACAUCGUGCGAGAAGAGACAUAAAUCCAGGUACUCAAUACAUUGUUGAAGUCGUCGUAUGGAUCGCUCCUGAUCUGUUUCAAUUCCAAAAAACUCGACUUGGAGCAAUAAACUCAGAAACCUCGCUCUGGUUUGCAAUAUUUAGAGAUGCCCUUAUCAGAGACGUUGAUUUGACGUUCAAAAAAGUGUCAACAGUAAAUUUACGUAUACACUUAGUAGGAGGCGGAAAUACUCAGUCAGAGUCCACGACGUGGUUUGCCGAUAAUUACAAAGAUCCAUUUUUAGCUGAUCAAGAUACUCUUAGUGACGUCACAACAUUCUUACAGAAUAAAAUUGGAGGUGCCAUUCCAAGUUAUGAUCAUGCCAUUGUGUUAACAAGGGCAGACAUUGCUAAGAACACAAAUGGCGAUAAAAGUGAAAGACAAGCUGCUGCCAGUGGGGUUAUAUGCGAUGACAAUGCCGGAAGUUCAGUUUCUAUAGCAGAGGUUUCGGGUCCAUUUUACAGAAAAAUUGUUGCUCAGGCUAUAGGAUUGGGUUUUGGUUUGAAGUACGAGUUUGGCUCAGAUAUAUACCGAGUAAUGGCAAGAGAUAACCCACCUUUCCCUGUACCAGAUAUCAGUAAAGAUGACAUAUUUUCCUUCGGGAGUUCAAGAGACACAAUUCUAGCUGAUACCAUUGGUGAUUUUGGAACCCAGUGUUUGACGUCUAACGACGCAGGACAGGAUUUCAACACUUUCAUUAACGGAGACAAAAUCGGCACAACUUACACUAACGACGAACAAUGUGCUAUAUUAUAUGGAGCUGGAUCAACAGUUUGUUCGGGAAAUACUGAUCCUUCAAAAACAUGUUACAGUGAUGUUAAAUGUGAAGUAAGCGGUGCAUGCAAUUCAAACAUAAUCCUUGGACAAGAAAGUGAAUGUAACGCAGUUAGUUCCUUGGGUUGCUUCUACUCUGAUUGUACGUACAAUAGGGGAGGGUCAAGCAGUUCGUCAUCAUCAUCAUCCUCUUCGUCCAGUAGCAGCACUAGCAGCACUACUAGUUCUACGACGACAACAAUGAGUUCAAUGUUACCAAGCAGUUCUCCAAGCCCAGAUUGUUGCUGUGAAAGAAGACCAUUGGGACAAGUCAAAAUCGAUAUCGUAUACAUCCCAUGUCCGAAUGGAGAAGAUUAGUGCACUGUUCAUUCACUGGAGAAGCAUUCAAUCAGACUUCAUCUUUUAUAUGAGUGGGAUGAUUGGGGAUUUAAGAUUUCGAUGCUUGUAGCAUUAAACUUUUUCUUUAUAUUGCAUUUAAUUCAACUUUUGUUACAAUUUAAUCGUCUUCAAUACGUUCACUACAGUCAAUGAAGACCGACAUUGGAGCUAAUGAGUGUUUACUAAAUCUUUCUUUCUUUGUUUAAUAUUUCAACAGCUAUUUGUUGUUUGCUUUCCAUUUAUAAUAAAAAUUAAUGAUGAUGAGAUUUUCAUAAAUUGAUUAAAUAAUUUUCGUGGAUUGAACUAAGUUGACCAAUAUUGUUUCAAAGCUAAACAAAACAGUUUAUGAAACCAGCUUUUAUUGAUAGUUAUAAUAUGUGAUUGCUUUAGAAUGAUACAUUUACAUUAAAUCAACGGUAACAUGCUAGAUUUGCUAACAUAUAUGUUAUAUAAAUUGAUAUAAGUCGGUGGAUGCUACACAUGCAGAAAUGUUUUGUUUUGCUUUGAAAUUUUGAAUCAGUUAUAAAGGCAGCUUUUAUUGGAAGGUGUUAUUAUAAAAGUUAUGGGUUUUUUUCUUUUUUAAAAAAACUAACUAAUCAUUAUCUCAACAUUUUAACAUAAUAUCUGAAGCAUUGUAAGUUAUAUUACAAAAGCAAAAAAUAAAAUAUUUUGCCCUCAGUCAUCUUAUUAAGUUUUACGAUCAGUUCAUGAAACAUUCUUAUGGUGGUGGAUGUUAAAUGUUUUUGUUUUGCUUUUAAAUGAUUAAACUUGUUUAAAAGCAUAACAUUACAGUUUAUGAAACUAGCUUAGAAUGAUGGAUAUUUAUUUUGAUUAAUGGACUGUUGAUUUUCAUGCUUACAAAGGAAAUUCAUGCCAUCUUUAUAGAACGCCUUAGGUCAUCAAAUUUUUUGUGACGAUGUACUAAAUAAAGAAUUUAUCAAAACAUUUAUCUAUCACUUUUUAUGAAUUUUCAUUUACUUUUGUUCAUAAAUUAAAAAUCAUAGUUAUAAUACAGUUUUAGUAUUUGAUGAGAUGGCUAAAUUUCUCUACAAUGAAUUUACUAAUCUUUAUUCACGUAUUUGUUUUAUCAAUGGUAAAAUUUGCCGCUGUAUGUACUAUUAUGACAAACUAA